UCUAUUCUCUGACCGGUAUUUGUUUUUUUUUUUUUAUAUCAACGUCACUUUGUUCCGACCAAAGCAAAAAAAAAAAAAAAAAAGAGCUUAGAGAGUUCCUCAUGGCAUCCGAAACUAGCCACCAAUUUCUUCCUCCUCUUCACUUUGUUCUCUUCCCUUUCAUGGCUCAAGGUCACAUGAUCCCCAUGGUGGAUAUUGCAAGGCUCUUGGCUCAGCGCGGGGUGACUAUAACAAUUGUCACGACGCCUCACAACGCAGGCCGGUUCAAGAACGUUUUUAGCCGGGCCAUCCAGUCCGGCUUGCCCAUCAAUCUUGUGCAAGUAAAGUUUCCAUCUCAAGAAUCGGGUUCACCGGAAGGACAGGAGAAUUUGGACUUGCUCGAUUCGUUGGGGGCCUCAUUAACCUUCUUCAAAGCAUCUAGCCUGCUCGAGGAACCGGUCGAGAAGCUCUUGAAAGAGAUUCAACCUAGGCCAAGCUGCAUAAUCGCCGACAUGUGUUUGCCUUAUACAAACCGAAUUGCCAAGAAUCUUGGUAUACCAAAAAUCAUCUUUCAUGGCAUGUGUUGCUUCAAUCUUCUUUGUACGCACAUUAUGCACCAAAACUACGAGUUGUUGGAAACUAUAGAGUCUGAAAAGGAGUACUUCCCCAUUCCAAAUUUCCCUGACAGAGUUGAGUUCACAAAAUCUCAGCUUCCAAUGGCUUUAGUUGCUGGAGAUUGGAAAGAGUUCCUUGACGAAAUGACAGAAGCGGAUAACACUUCUUAUGGUGUGAUUGUUAACACGUUUGAAGAGCUCGAGCCAGCUUAUGUUAGGGACUACAAGAAGGUUAAAGCGGGUAAGGUAUGGAGCAUCGGGCCGGUUUCCUUGUGCAACAAGUUAGGAGAAGACAAAGCUGAGAGGGGAAACAAGGCGGCCAUUGAUCAAGACGAGUGCAUCAAAUGGCUUGAUUCUAAAGAAGUAGGGUCAGUGCUAUAUGUUUGCCUUGGAAGUAUAUGCAAUCUUCCUCUGUCUCAGCUCAAAGAGCUCGGGUUAGGCCUCGAGGAAUCCCAAAGGCUUUUCAUUUGGGUCAUAAGAGGUUGGGAGAAGUAUAACGAGUUAUUUGAGUGGAUCUCAGAGAGCGGUUUUAAGGAAAGAAUCAAAGAGAGAGGCCUUCUCAUUAGAGGAUGGUCGCCUCAAAUGCUUAUCCUUUCACAUCCUGCCGUGAGCAAGUUAUCAAUGGAGAGCGAUAAAGAAGAGCCAAUGGUGUUCUUGGACCGUACAACAAGAGCAACACGGGGUAAACGGAUGACCAAGUUGCUUGAUGACGAAGUAGAAGAAGAUGAACAGUUUUGGAAUCAAGAAGCUCUUAAAGAGGAAGAGCAUGAUGAUGAAUAUGAAGCAGAACGUGAAGUUGCUGAUGAGUUUGACAGCGACUUCAAUGACGAUGAGCCCGAGCCUGAUGUAGUAGCCCAAAAUGAAAAAGAAGAGAGGGAUCUGCCAAAGAAGCGGCUGAUCUACCCUGGGAAAAUUGCUUCAAAGAAAAAGAAGAAGAAGACGAAGGUAGUUUCGAAACUAGAAGAUAUUCCUGUAGAUGAGAAGCCAGGUGAAGAAUUGGGAAACAAGGAACAAGACGAAAAAGAAGAGAAUGAAGCACAAGAAGAUAUGGAAGGUGAGAAGGUCAUUAGGAAAUCAACACGGACUUCAGUGGUUGUACGACAAGCAGAAAGAGAUGCAUUGCGUGCUGCUAUACAAGCAACAACAAAGCCAAUACAAAGGAAAAAAGUAGGGGAGGAAAAACGGAUGACCCAAGAAGAAAUGCUGCUGGAAGCUGCUCAAACAGAAAUCAUGAACUUGAGGAAUUUAGAACGUGUCUUGGCAAGGGAAGAAGAAGUAAAAAAGAAAGCGAUUGUGCAUAAAGCAGUCUACAAGGGUCCUCAGAUUCGGUAUCAUUCAAAAGACGGAUGCAACUAUUUAGAAUUCUGUAAUGGUGCGUCGUUCAAUUCAGAGUUGUCGACGAAGUCUGUUCCCUAUCCAGAAAAAGCUGUAUGUGUGAUUACGGGAUUACCUGCCAAGUACCGGGAUCCAAAAACUGGUCUUCCUUAUGCAACUAGAGACGCCUUCAAAGCAAUACGCGAAAGGUUCAUGGACGAACAUGAUGGUUUGAGAAAGAAAAUGGAGAUGGGAGAUCUGUUUGAUGCACUAGUAGCGAAAGGUUUUGCAACAAAACAAAAGAGAACAAAGAUUCCAAAGAGAAACAAAUCAUUUUCCCAGAGAAGCUCAGUUCAUUUCCUUAGCUCUGAGUCAGAAGAAGAGAGUGAAGAUUCAGAUUAAUAAACACCUCCCUGAUUUGAAUCUGCAUCUCACAUGAUUGUGAUACAUGGAUCUUCCCACGACCAUGGCUUUGGUUCUCAGAGAUUAGAAGCAAGAAGAACAUUCAUGGAGGAAGUUUUCAUGAUCAGAGCUUGAAAUGAAAACAACAACACUCU
Arabidopsis arenosa is the source of this 2464-nucleotide messenger RNA. The record is from the annotation of a GenBank genome assembly. Lineage: Eukaryota; Viridiplantae; Streptophyta; Magnoliopsida; Brassicales; Brassicaceae.